This is a messenger RNA of Oryza sativa Japonica Group (Japanese rice), 1570 nucleotides long. RefSeq names its product small ribosomal subunit protein bS1c. Gene Ontology annotation, biological process: translation. Gene Ontology annotation, cellular component: chloroplast stroma. Gene Ontology annotation, molecular function: structural constituent of ribosome; mRNA binding. The record is from RefSeq and is a predicted model, not a curated record. NCBI's taxonomy places the organism in Eukaryota, Viridiplantae, Streptophyta, Magnoliopsida, Poales, Poaceae.
AGCCACCCUCCCUCAACCCGAAAAGCUGCCGUCGCCUCGUCUCGUCGCCCCGAAGCACCACACCACAACCACAACACACCACAGCGGGUAGGCCGAGAGCGCGAAUGGCGUCCCUGGCGCAGCACGUCGCGGGGCUGGCGAGCCCGCCGCUCUCCGGCGCGCCGCGGCGCCGCCCCGCGGCGCCCACGCGGCCGUCGGCGCUGGUGUGCGGGACGUACGCGCUCACCAAGGAGGAGCGGGAGCGGGAGCGGAUGUGCCAGCUGUUCGACGAGGCCUCCGAGCGCUGCCGCACCGCGCCCAUGGAGGGCGUCUCCUUCUCGCCCGAGGACCUCGACUCCGCCGUCGAGUCCACCGACAUCGACACCGAUAUCGGCUCACUCAUUAAAGGAACAGUGUUCAUGACCACUUCAAAUGGUGCAUAUGUUGAUAUCCAAUCGAAGUCUACUGCUUUCUUGCCUUUGGAUGAGGCAUGCCUUCUCGAUGUCAACCAUAUAGAAGAGGCAGGGAUCCGUGCAGGUUUGGUAGAAGAGUUCAUGAUUAUUGACGAGAAUCCUGGUGAUGAAACUUUGAUUUUGAGCUUACAAGCAAUUCAGCAAGACCUUGCCUGGGAAAGGUGCAGACAGCUUCAAGCAGAAGAUGUUGUUGUCACGGGUAAAGUAAUUGGUGGAAACAAAGGAGGUGUGGUAGCUCUUGUGGAGGGCCUUAAGGGAUUUGUUCCAUUUUCACAAGUGUCAUCGAAAUCAACUGCUGAAGAACUGCUUGACAAAGAACUACCUCUGAAGUUUGUGGAGGUCGAUGAGGAACAAGGCAGGCUUGUCCUCAGUAACCGCAAGGCAAUGGCAGAUAGUCAAGCUCAGCUUGGUAUUGGUUCAGUUGUCUUGGGAACUGUCGAGAGCCUGAAACCUUAUGGUGCAUUUAUCGACAUUGGUGGAAUCAAUGGCCUUCUCCAUGUCAGCCAGAUUAGUCAUGACCGUGUUGCGGACAUCUCGACAGUUCUGCAACCAGGAGAUACGCUCAAGGUUAUGAUUCUAAGCCAUGACCGUGAAAGAGGCCGUGUUAGUCUUUCUACUAAAAAGCUUGAGCCGACACCUGGUGACAUGAUUCGCAAUCCAAAGCUUGUUUUUGAGAAGGCUGAUGAGAUGGCUCAGAUAUUCAGGCAGAGGAUAGCUCAAGCAGAGGCAAUGGCUCGUGCUGAUAUGUUAAGAUUCCAGCCUGAGAGUGGAUUAACUCUCAGUUCAGAGGGCAUCUUAGGGCCAUUAUCAUCAGACACACCUUCUGAGGGCUCGGGAGAAGGGCAAACCACAGAUGAAUAGCUUCAAUAGGAAGAUUACGUCUGAGUAGAAAGCUGUGAUGGUAGCUCAUCAACUCAUUUUCCCACGAUCUAAAAGGCAUGAAGAAGACCUAUUGUAUUCCAACCAUUUCCCAUCUUCGAUCUGUGCUUGUAUCAAUCAAUGUGUAUGAAAGUAAAGUUACUGAAAGAAAUGGAUGUUGCUUCCCUGUUGUAAAGUUGUCCAACACUUGCAGAAAGGCCUCCCAAAGGCCCAAUUGUAGUUGGACUUUCAGUUCAGCA